CCGUUCGCUCGCUCUCCCACCGCUCCGUGUACGUGUGUGCGUUCUAUUUGUAUAUAGGAGCGUGUCGAGUGUGCGGUAGUAGUUUGAAAAGCCCGCGUGGAUCGCACAGUUCGAGCCGAGACUCCGGCGAGGCAGCGCGCUUAUAACGACGGUCGUGUUUUUUAACAGCGUCUCUGUGUUACCGUUUCGUUUUUUCUCGUAUUUUACGUUUUUGCUGUUGAGUACACAAAAAAACGGAGGCUUUCGUUUGAAAAGAGGAUUUGAAGCUUGACGAGUGACGCUCAGAGUCGAAAUUCGAGGAGAAACAGCAGGCUAAUUCGAAUUGAGAAUCAGACGUUUUGAGCUACGCGAACAUUGCCGAGUUGAACAAUCGGAUUUUUAUUCGGUCGACGACUCGCACGUUUUGCUCUUGCUUAUUUAUUCUUUAUGACUGUUCGUUGCACGGUGCUCUUGUUUUUCGUGGUGAAGUAUCGCGAUAGAGCGUAUCUCAGCUAUAAAAAUGGGCGACAAGUGCACAGUUUCGUGACAUUGGCGUGGAGAUCAAUUAUUUUUUCCUUGUGAUUUAAUAUUGUUGGAAAAAAUAGUUCGAACGUGAAGUUACUAAACUUCGGCAAAAUGUUUGUCGUCGCUUCUACCUGCGUCGUCAUCGUUCUGUCGUUGAUCCUCAACACCGCACAGGCUUUCUUCGCCGCACCGGCUCCAGGUUUCGGUCGAGGUCUGUCGAUGUACGAGGUCGGUGAUUCGAAACGUUCCGGAUCUUCGGUCGAGAGCAACGAGGUGACGAUACGAGAUAUCGGGAGUGACGAGAACGAGGAAGAUGACGAGCCGGCCGAUGAACCGGAAGUGCAGAUCGGAGAGCGAACGAUUCUCGCGGUGUUCGAGUCCGAGCUACCGGAGAGGGAUGAGAAAAGUGGGACCAAAAGUGGCAAAGAAGGAGCGUCCGUAUCGGACGACUCGGACAAUCAGAGUCCCCUGGAUCCGUGGUCGAUAGUUUGGUACAUCGGAUCGUUCGGUGGGCUGGUGGCAUUUUUCCUCAUCGUCAGUUGUUCGGAGUGGUGUUGUCGUCGGGGAGCCCGCCAAUUAAAUUCGUCGUACGUUAACCGUGGCAACAUGACGAGCGAUCAGACGAACGUAGGUAACGUUAGUACGGAAACGCCGCCCCCGCCUUAUCAUUUGUUCGCUCCGCCGCCUUACGAUUCGGUGAAUUACGGUGAUCUCGUGGACAAGACAUCGGGUGAAAAAAUCGAUAUAUUUGUGAUAUCGGUACCGUUGCAGAGCACGGCCCAUCAAGCAGCACCAGCGUAGAAGUAAAAAAGCAAACAAAGGAGGAAAGAAGAAGGCACGAAAAAGGCGAGGCGAUCGAUUUUUAAAAAUGUGAUUGCGAGAUGGGACUAUGAAAUUUUCACGAUUGUAGAAAAUAGAGCGAGAAUAGCAAGGCAAAAAAGAGGCGAGACCAAGAGCGCGAGUGAGAUAAGAGAAGAGAGGAGAGAUGGAAACGCAUCGGGUUUAUAAACGAGUAUUUCUUCUAUUCGAGUAAAUAUAAACGCGUGUUUAUGCACAUGCACAUUUGUAUUGAGAAUCGGGGACAAAGAAUCGAAAGCCAGCGAAAGCUCCACCCGAAAAGAUGAUUUUUGGAGGACGAAUCUCCACGAAUUUCCGAGAAAUCAAUGGAACGAGACGUUUCAAUGCCAAUUAAUUAAAUGUACAUAAAUUAUACAUAAUUAACAACGAAUGCAAUUACAAUAGUCUUCCGCGGAUUUGGAAUCUGCAGGGCCAGUCAUUGUUCGGGGAAAAAGGAAGAUAUGAAAGGAAAAGAGUGGGCAAAAUCGAAUUUUUCGAUCACACGUACAAGAUUUCUUACUCAAGGAUUUUCCAUGAAUCCAUUUGAUGGAUAUGGAAUCUGAGAUAUUUAAAUCUUGGAAUAUUGCGCGGAAAAACAAAAAUGGCAAUGCUUUAAUUGGCUCUCGUUAAAUCUCUACUUUUGUUUUUCUCUUUCGUUCGUUUUUUUUCAUCUUAAUUAUCGUUAAAUGAGAUUUUGCCCAUAGCAGAGCUUCAUUCUUGUUGAGAAUACCAUGUGCCACACACACACACACGCACACAUAUACACAGAGUUGUAGUAUCAUCGUACGCAAAUGUGUCACCGCGGCUGUGUUCUGAGAACACCGUUUCACGAGGAAAAGUAGUAGCAGGAGAGAGAAGGGGGGAGGUUGAAAAAAUCAUUAAUUCCGUCUAGCGUGUAAUUAUCGUUGGAAUAUUGGAUGAAAAGAGAUAUUGCUCGAAACUCUGCCCAUUAUUGCACGUACCUAUUGCUCGGUUCACCGUUUCUUCAUUUUUUCUUCUUCAAUUUUUAUUCCAACUCCGCGCGAGAUUAUUAUCAGCCUGGCGCCAUCGACUGAUUCAUCGAUAAUACGAGUUUCCUCGGUUCUUCUAUUGCAUGGGGAGAAACAAGAAAGAAAGAAAAAAAUAGUACGUACCGAGAAGCGAAGAAAAAAAAAUGGAACAUUUGAAAAAAUGAGAACACACAUUUUUAUCAAGAUUUCACAGAGAUUCUUCAUCGAUAUUUUAUAUUAUUCAUAGCUUUCCGUGGGACCGACAUUUUUCAAAUAUUUGCGUUAAUUUGAAAAAUCGUCGUCCGCGAUGCAACAAAAUACCUAGAAGAGGAAAAAUACGGUUUCGUUAUUCGUGGCUCGUCGAUAAGAUAACGAGAGUUUUGCGUACAUCCUAUUCCCACGUGUUAAGCGGCUGAGGAAGAAAAAAUACAACGGACGAAGCACUAAUGUGGGAGAGCAAGCUUCGAGUGACGUCAAAUUGACUGGAAACUUUUGCUAGAGACUAAAAAAAACGAAUGUGAGUGUUGACCCUGAUUUACACCGUUCCAUGAUCGUCAAUUGGUUCCAAUUGUAAUAUACGAUAUAUUAUGAUGUAUAUACGAAACGCGGUACUGCCAUGAAGAUUUAUAAAUAUAUCUAUACAUGUAAAUAUACGUAUGAAGAUUUGGAAGUGAUAAAGAAGGAGGAUGAAAAGCGUAGGAAGAGCUGUAGCGACGAAACCGAAAAACCAACGAAAAUAACGACACUGCUAAAUUAAUGAUAGAUUUUGACCUGAGAAAUAAUGAUUCACGUUUAAAAAAAAAAAAAUAAAAAAAAAAACCCACACACACGCGUAAGAUAAUGUAUUCUAGACUGUAUUUUAAGUCGUCGAGAGAGUGAAUGAGGAGAAUAAUUAUUACGAAUUUUUAUGAUUAUUUGGUGUUUGUGAGGGAAAAAUGUAAAUAAGAGUGCUUGAGCUCCGAGUGCAAUUGCAAUUAUUGUGAAAACAAAUACUUAAUGAUCUCAGCUAGUCACCCGAAGGAGCGAAUGAUUGAGUUUUCUGUUUUUUUUUUUUUUUUUUUCGUUUCUAAUCGUAUUUAAAUUGUGAGAUCCAACGCGAGUUUAUCGAUAAACAAGCAGCGUCUGUAUGUAAACGACGCAAAAUCAUUAUGCAUUAAUAUUUCAAUAAUUGGGUGGAUGAAUAAGUGUGUGAAAUUUUCGAAAAUUGGACGUAUCCGCGGCAACGCCAAAUAUGACCGAAAUCAAGAGCAAUAUAAUUGUCAUGAUAACGAUUAAUGUUAUUAUAUUAUGCGUCACGUGUUUCGAAAGCCCUAUUCUGCAAUCCUCCACGUGACUGAUCGUCGAUAAUUUAUUUUUUAUACUUUUUAUACAUAAUAAAGAGCAAAAGAUACGAA
Messenger RNA from Venturia canescens, 3724 nucleotides. RefSeq lists its product as uncharacterized. The record is from RefSeq and is a predicted model, not a curated record. NCBI's taxonomy places the organism in Eukaryota, Metazoa, Arthropoda, Insecta, Hymenoptera, Ichneumonidae. The transcript is spliced from 3 exons. Bases 616 to 1305 code for a protein of 229 amino acids.